Molecule: messenger RNA, 780 nt
Organism: Fusarium graminearum PH-1
Lineage: Eukaryota; Fungi; Ascomycota; Sordariomycetes; Hypocreales; Nectriaceae
Exons: 1
Coding region: 1-780 (259 amino acids)
Source: RefSeq, a predicted model, not a curated record
AUGGCAGAAAUCGGACCAGCUCUUGAACUCUUCCGUUUCAUCCUCAGCACUCUGGGCCAAAUCCAACUAGCACGCAACUUUGAAGAUGACUUUGAAGCGUGCCAACUCAAGCUCGACAUUCUCCAACUUCGCCUUUCCCGCUGGAAGGAAGUCGUUGAUCUUACCAGCGACAAGGAUCUCGACACUCCAAAAGUUAACGAUGGCAAAUCACAACCCAGAGGCAUCAAGGAGGUGCUUGACGAGAUCGAACAUUGCUUGGAUCGAUACAAGCGCAAUUCCAGGCGCGACAAAGACGGGUUGACCAAGGAGAACCAAGAAGCACUCGAGCCUGAAUCAAAUCUGCCGUCCGACAUUAAAAGCAUUCGGCGUCGGCUGAUGCAGUGCAUCCGCAAGCGUCAGUCCCAAGCUUCAACCACAAUCCAAGGUUUGAAGUGGGUCUUCUACAAGAAAGAAGUCUUUGAUCAGUUCAUAGGAAGCAUGACGGAGCUUCUUGAUGAGCUCGAGAAGAUUGCCCCAGGUGAUGAUCACGAACAGCUGUACAAGCUUAGUGAGGAGGAGUGUGGUGAUAUUACCAAGAUGAACCUGUUGACGCUGAAGGAAAGCAUCGAGGGAUGUGAUCCAUGGCUUUCCGAGUCUGUGGAUAAGAAGUUGCAGGGGGGUCAGGCUGGUACACAGAACAUCUACCAGUCAAACAACCGGGGUUUUACAGUUGGGAAUCAUAAUGGGGAUAACAAAGGUUUCACAGUGGGCGAGGGGAAUACUCUAACUAACCACUUCUAA